This is a messenger RNA of Sus scrofa (pig), 2319 nucleotides long. It is a transcript of the gene CPTP, whose product is annotated as ceramide-1-phosphate transfer protein. Lineage: Eukaryota; Metazoa; Chordata; Mammalia; Artiodactyla; Suidae. Gene Ontology annotation, molecular function: ceramide 1-phosphate transfer activity; ceramide 1-phosphate binding. Gene Ontology annotation, biological process: intermembrane lipid transfer; ceramide transport. The record is from RefSeq and is a predicted model, not a curated record. Gene Ontology annotation, cellular component: cytoplasm; membrane; cytosol.
AGUCGGUGGCGGGGAAACCCAGCCCAACCGAACCCGGCGGGUGGGCCUGGACCUUGCCGUGGGACCGCGGGAGAGGGCGGCCGAGGACCUGCCUCCCGCACCGGCCCGGACCCGGGGUCCCUGUCCCAUCCCUGGGCCUCAGCUGGAGCAGGACCUGCCCAGGUUGGGGACCCCACCUGGUCGGGGAUCUCGCGUUCCAGCCCAGCGCCACCUGGAGCCUCCUUCCCAGGCGAGAUUUGCAGGACUUCCUGGACAGGGCCUGGCUCACACCCUCUGGACCUGAGGUGUUGGAGGACUGCCCCAUUUUCCUUGCUGUCAGCCACAGGGCUCCGGUGCUCAUGCCGGCCUCAAGAUGAGCCCUGACCUUGGGGCCUGGGCUGCCUCUGGGGGAGCCUUGGCGGUGCCCUGCAUCACCUUCCCAGAGUUGGCAUGCUGCCCGCCCCGGCUGCAUGGCCACUGCCCUUCCUGUUGUUUUCAAGCUCUGAAAGACUCCUGGCACCUCCAGUUAGCUGCUGGCUCAGGUUCUGGGCAGGAAGGCCAGGCCCACAGGAUGUCUGGUGACCAGGAAGGGAGCCCUGAGGGCCUCAGAGGCCAUCUGCUCCGUGGACAGAAAACCGAAGCCCUGAGAGAGGGAGUCUCUGGAAGUCUCUGGAGUGUCCUCUUCCUGAGGCCAGGCAUGGCUGUCUCCCACACCUGAACACAGGCUCCUGUUGAAAAUGGAUGACUUAGACUUCAAUCUGAAAAUUGUCCUCGUCAGUUUCAAGCAGUGUCUCAACGAGAAGGAAGAGGUGCUCUUGGACCACUACCUUGCCGGCUGGAGGGGCCUGGUCAGGUUCCUGAAUAGCCUGGGCACCGUGUUCUCCUUCAUCUCCAAGGACGUGGUGGCGAAGCUGCAGAUCAUGGAGAAGCUAUGCAGCGGUGCCCAGCGGGAGCACUACAGCAGCCUGCAGUCCAUGGUGGCCUACGAGGUAGGCAACCAGCUGGUGGACCUGGAGCGGCGCUCCCGCCACCCCGACUCAGGCUGCCGGACCGUGCUUCGGCUGCACCGGGCCCUGCACUGGCUGCAGCUCUUCCUGGAAGGCCUCCGCGCCAGCCCCGAGGACGCGCGCACUGCCACACUCUGCACGGAUUCCUACAAUGCCUCCCUGGCCGCCUAUCACCCCUGGAUCGUCCGUCGCGCUGUCACCGUGGCCUUCUGUGUGCUGCCCACACGGAAGGCCUUCCUGGAGGCCAUGAACGUGGGGUCCCCUGAGCAGGCCGUGGAGAUGCUGGGCGAGGCCCUGCCCUUCAUCGAGCGUGUGUACAGCAUCUCCCAGAAUCUCUACGCCGAGCACGCCCUGCUGGACCUGCCCUAGGGGCUGGGAGCCCUGCGGGGUGGGCGUGCCCUAACCCAGAGCUGUGUGGGGGUGGCCAGAACCCAGCAGUCCCGCCAUGGAAAUUUCUGGGUCCUCCUGCGAACUCGAGCUGGUCCAGAGCCCCUCAGACCCUGCCUCUGGCCGAGGUGCUGGCCGCCUAUGCCUCACCCGGCCCCUCCCCCACCGGGCGUCUCAUCUUUACCCUCCGCCACGGUGCCCGCAUGUCCAGUCAAGUCACCCUUGGUGGGUGAAGUGCAGAAGGCAGGGGAGCGUUCAUGGACAAGCUGCCCCUCCCUGGGGAUCGAGUGUGAGAUGGAGGCGACAUCACCAGGCCCAGGAUACAGCAUCCGUCCAGAGGACGGGCGCCUCCGUACAGCUGGCUGUCCCCUGGACGGAGUACCCCUGGACAGCAGUCAGCACCUCAGGCUUCCCCCUGCCCCGCCUCCUCAGUUAGGGGCCCACAUGCCCGUGGCUCUGACCAUGGCACCUGGAGCCCUGAGGGGAGGCCUGCCCUGCCUCCACAGCCCUGUGCACGUCGGCUGCCUCCUGCAGCCUCGAGUCUGCACAGCACCACCCGAGAGCCCCCAGAAGCCCAGCACUCUGCUGGGCCAGGCUUGGCCUCUCCCUCCCCAGUGUCCAGCGAGGUGCUGUGUUCCCUUCGUCCCUGACCCUUGCUGCUCUGUCCCCAUAGAGCUCAGGAGACCCAGAAUGAUUUCUUACAAGGGAAGGGGCCUGGACCGCUUUGCCUCUGUGCCAGGCUGCCACGUGGCUGCACCUGUCCGCCAUCACUCAGGGCUUAGGCGCCUGUCCUGUCCCGCUGCCUCUUCCGUGUGAGUCCAGGCCCCUGGGUGCCAAGGGGACAGCACCCAGCCUGAGCAGAUGUAUGUAAGUGCGAGCCUUCAGGGCCCUUUAGAAGCUGUAAUACGAGUGAUGGCUUUUUCCAAAAUAAACUCCACUUACAGAA